AUGCUAGCUGGCCAAAUUCUCAAGUAUUGCUUUGACAAAGCUGAUCAAGUACUUGCUGCGCAAGCUCCAUGUAUUUACAAGUUCGGGUAUACACAUUGUGCCCAUUUUCGAUGGCACAAUACAACGUUUGGAUACAAAUGUGCCCCCGACAAAUGGGAGAAGCUGCUUGUGAUCUACGCAGCCUCGGAAACCAUUUCACCUGCUUAUGUGGAAGGAGCACUUAUCCAACGCUUCAAGGGAGCUUCUGGUUGCAGGAACAUCCGUGAUGGAGGGGAGACGAUCCAGUCUCACUUGGACGGCCCCUAUCUUGUCUACUUGGUGUGGAGGUCUUUCAAGAGACCACCACAAUGA
Molecule: messenger RNA, 351 nt
Organism: Cladocopium goreaui
Lineage: Eukaryota; Dinophyceae; Suessiales; Symbiodiniaceae
Source: the annotation of a GenBank genome assembly